Messenger RNA from Aspergillus fijiensis CBS 313.89, 1434 nucleotides. Its product is annotated as putative para-hydroxybenzoate-polyprenyltransferase Coq2. Gene Ontology annotation, biological process: ubiquinone biosynthetic process. Gene Ontology annotation, molecular function: 4-hydroxybenzoate polyprenyltransferase activity. NCBI's taxonomy places the organism in Eukaryota, Fungi, Ascomycota, Eurotiomycetes, Eurotiales, Aspergillaceae. The record is from RefSeq and is a predicted model, not a curated record. Gene Ontology annotation, cellular component: mitochondrial inner membrane. The coding region runs from base 1 to 1434 and encodes 477 amino acids. The transcript is spliced from 4 exons.
AUGGCUCUCGCUCUUCCUCAUUGCCCCAGAAUAGCCCAGCAGCGACCAAUGUCUUUCUGGAAUCCCAGUCGCGCAAGUUCGAGCUCGGUGGAUCACUACAGACCACCGGAAAAGGGCUUCAUAGCCUCUCUUCCACGGUCAUGGAUUCCAUACGCGGAGUUGUUGCGCCUUGAUAAACCUACAGGCACAUACUAUCUUUUCUUCCCUUGUCUAUAUUCCACCCUUCUUGCUGCAUCCAUGACGACUUCCACUGGCCCAUUCGAGGUUGCUGGAACUGCCGGUCUAUUUCUCGCCGGUGCCUUGAUCAUGCGAGGUGCUGGGUGUGCGAUCAACGAUCUAUGGGACCGGAAUCUGGAUCCGCACGUUGCAAGAACCAAGUUUCGACCUAUCGCGAGAGGGGCAAUCUCCCCUAGCAAAGCAGUCGCUUUUACUGGCGUUCAACUCCUGGCAGGGCUGGGUGUCUUGCUUCAGUUUCCAACCCAAUGCCUCUGGUAUGGUAUACCUAGCCUGCUUUUGGUGGCCACCUAUCCCCUCGCUAAGCGUAUCACAUACUACCCGCAAGCUGUGCUUGGCCUUACAUUCUCGUGGGGUGCGAUUAUGGGUUUCCCAGCACUGGGUAUUGACCUCCUUCACAAUACUCCUGCCCUGGAAGCAGCUGCUGCUCUCUAUUCUAGUUGCGUCGCCUGGACAAUUCUAUACGAUAUGAUAUAUGCACAUAUGGACAUAAAAGAUGAUGUAGCGGCCGGCAUCAAGUCAAUUGCUCUUCGUCAUGAGAAAAAUACAAAAGCUGUCCUCGGUGCAUUGGCAGGGGUCCAAAUAUCGCUGCUUGCUGCAGCUGGCGUCGUGGCUGGUAGUGGACCUAUUUUCUUUGUCGGCAGCUGCGGCAGCGCAGCUCUUUCCCUUGCUGCGAUGAUUUGGAAAGUUCAGCUAAAGAAUGUACAGGACUGCUGGUGGUGGUUCAAAAAUGGCUGUCUCUUUACUGGCGGCGAAAGAUUGCAUCUUCAGGCAUCCCGGCUUCUCUCCCGGCCGUCUUCAAUCCAACUUCGCUCGCGAGGCUCACCUUUGUCAUUCAUUCUCAAUGUCCGUCUCUUGUCAUCUGAAACUCGGACAGCGAUUGAUAAGGCUGUCGCGUCUGCCCCAGUUGUUCUCUUUAUGAAGGGUACUCCGGAGACUCCUCAGUGCGGGUUUUCCCGGGCCAGCAUACAAAUUCUGGGAUUGCAAGGCGUUGAUCCCAAGAAGUUUGUUGCCUUUAAUGUUUUAGAGGACCCAGAGUUGCGUCAAGGUAUCAAGGAAUAUUCCGAUUGGCCCACGAUCCCCCAACUAUACCUUGAAAAGGAAUUCAUUGGUGGCUGCGAUAUUCUGAUGUCUAUGCAUCAGAAUGGGGAGCUUGCUAAAAUGCUGGAAGAAAAGGGAGUACUGGUGGCAGCCGACUAA